Molecule: messenger RNA, 1185 nt
Organism: Cylindrotheca closterium
Lineage: Eukaryota; Bacillariophyta; Bacillariophyceae; Bacillariales; Bacillariaceae
Source: the annotation of a GenBank genome assembly
AUGAAAGUCAGUCAACAGUUAAUUGACGGGGAAUGGCCAAUAGAACAAAGUGUGAACUUUGAUGGCUCUGCAUUUCCCAAUCAUUCCCAACAAUCGGCAACUGAAGUCUUUUUGACGGCAUUGGAACGAAAUGGCAAGCUAAAAAGAUUGCGAAUGAGCAAUAUGUCUUUGGGCAUGAAACUCUUGCCAUUCUUUCAACGAGCGUUGGUGUUGAAUCAAGAACUUUCAUCCCUGGAGCUGUGCAAUGUCAAGAUUGUGGAGGCACCUCUACCAGAAGAUUUCUUUACCAUCGCAGGAAUCAAGGAAUUAUCAAUCACCAGGUGCAACAUCAAGCAAGAUGUUGCCAUGUCGGUUGGACAGUGCAUACGGUCGGGACAUAUGAAGACACUUAGUCUGCUGAACUUGAGCUUGGAAAAGGAAUGUGCCAAAGAACUGAUGGGUGCCAUCUCACGCGGCUCAUUAUCACGCAUUGAAUUGCGAGACGUUAGGAUGAACUCACCGACAAUCAUUGCAAGAAUGAUUCAGCGAUUGUCCAAGAAUCAGCAUUUGGAGACACUAUCCUUGGAUCAUUGUGGGAUCGACGACCAACACGUACCAGCACUCUCCGCCAUGCUUGCCUUCUCUUCAACUAGUCUGAAAAAGCUGAGUCUCGAAAUGAACAAUUUGAAUGGUGACUGCAUACGAAAACUCCGAACCAAUGGCUUGGGCCGUAAUCAAAUGUUGAGCAGCUUGACCCUGUCCUACAAUCCCAUUGGAGAUGAUGGUGCUAACGAACUGAGUGACUUUCUAAUAUCCAACACCGGACUGAAAUCAUUAGCAAUGAUCGAAUGUGAUGUUUGGGAUGACGGUUGUAGAGAUUUCAUUUCCAAAUUGCCGCAAAUGAAGGGUCUGAAACAAUUGAGCGUGGAUUCGGUAUGGGAAAACCACGGCGCUUUGCUGCUAGAAGCUAUAACACAAAAUUUCACAUUGAAUCAACUAUGGACGACACAUUCGGCCAUGCUCAUAAAGUGCGACCCUCAAUGGCAAAAAAUUGGACUGCUAUUUCGUUUGAAUGCCGCCAAGCGACGGAUCCUGGUGGAGACUGAUGUACCCGGUGCGGCAUGGCCGAUUGUCUUGGAGCAGAGCAAAGACGAUGCCUCUUCCAUAUUCCACCUAUUGACGCAUCAGCCAAGUGUCAUACAUUGA